CCAAGAGGUUGUGGGGAUCUCUUGAGAUCUGAGGCUGCUCGGUCUCAGCAUCGUCGCAGUUCUUCUCGAACUCUCGCGCGAUGCCUGCCGCGCUGUCGACGCCGAGCAAGAGCGGCCCUGCGGGCUCGCCUGGCUCCGCCGCGGCGGCUUCGCCUGGCCUGUCGGCAACGCGGAGCUUCCUGGCCAUGCGCGUGCCAUUUCCAGCGAAGACUGGCAACCAGAUGAUCGACGACGAGGCGAUGGCGCGCAGGGAGUGCUUCAUGACGAUCAUCGACGAGUGCUCGGCGAACAGUGGUCACAUCUUGCCGUUGUUCAACGAGUUGAACAAACGCAUGAGGGCCAUGGCGAAGGAGGUGCGCUGCGAGGGGGCCAAGUUCGACGUCUUGGCGAAGACGUUCGCGCAGACCGACGAGGAGUUCAUGAUCAGGGUCGUGGUGGAGAUCUCGGACCUCUCGCUGCAGGACGUGGUCAAGGCGAAGCAGAUGGACGACGGCGCCGUGUUCCAGCUGAUGCAGUUCGCGCUUCAGUACCCUAAGGGGUUGAAGUAUCCCGAGGAGGCUCGGGUGGUGGAGGUGCUGAGUCGGGUCUUCAAGACUCGUAUCGAGGUCGCUGGCCAGCGGCUCAAGAAGUUCAAGCAGAACGGUGGUGUUUCGAGUACUGGGAUGUUGUGCUGGAAGGUUGGCUGCUUCGUCCUCAAGUCCAUCGAUGGGCUUCUCUCGGAGGUAGGCCACGCGAACGGCGACAAGGAGCCGCCGAUGCCGCCCGUGCUCCUCUGCGAGUUCUUCAAGGCAUCGCGCACGGGCCCCUACAAGAUCACGAAGGUGACGUCGUCGUCGAAGGACUUCGCGAAGGAAGUGCUGAACACCUUCAACGCGCACAAGAAUGAGUUGGAGGCCGUCGUCCAAGGCCAGGGUUCCAGCAGCUCCAGCAGCAGCGCUGGCGAGGUCCGUGGGCAGUUGAAGACCCUCGUCUCGGAGAAGAAGAAGAAGGCCAUGCAGAAGGCCAGGCAGAGCGCAGCCGAGAAGAUGGCUGAG
Prorocentrum cordatum is the source of this 1034-nucleotide messenger RNA. The record is from the annotation of a GenBank genome assembly. Lineage: Eukaryota; Dinophyceae; Prorocentrales; Prorocentraceae.